This is a messenger RNA of Dioscorea cayenensis subsp. rotundata (Guinea yam), 1183 nucleotides long. Its product is annotated as H/ACA ribonucleoprotein complex subunit GAR1-like. Bases 137 to 913 code for a protein of 258 amino acids. The record is from RefSeq and is a predicted model, not a curated record. Gene Ontology annotation, molecular function: RNA binding. Lineage: Eukaryota; Viridiplantae; Streptophyta; Magnoliopsida; Dioscoreales; Dioscoreaceae. The transcript has 9 exons.
CGCGCAGCGGAGACCCGUUCGUUUGUGCGCGCGGGAUCGGAUAAAGAGGCGUCGCCGUUUGCGGUGAGAGCCUUCAGAGCUGAAAUUUCAACAUACGAGCCGGAGAAGAGGGCAAAGCUCGAUCCUUUCCAACAAAAUGGAUCGGUACCAAAGGGUGGAGAAGCCGAGGGAGGAGACCCCCAUAAAUGAGAAUGAGAUUCGUAUCACGUCUCAGGGGAGGACUCGCAGCUACAUUACAUACGCCACCAGCCUGCUUCAGGGUUCAGAGGAAAUUGUCAUCAAGGCAAUGGGCAGAGCUAUCAAUAAAACUAUAAUGAUUGUGGAACUAAUAAAGAGAAGGAUUGUUGGUCUUCAUCAGAACACUGCCAUUGGAUCUACUGAUAUAACUGAUAUGUGGGAACCUUUGGAAGAAGGACUACUCCCGCUUGAAACUACAAGGCAUGUCUCGAUGAUCACAAUUACCUUGUCAAAGAAGGAAUUAGAUACAUCAUCAGUUGGAUAUCAGCCCCCUAUACCAAAGGAUCAGGUGAAACCUUUGGCUGAUUUUGGUUAUGAAGGAGAGGGUUCACCUCGAGGUGGGCGAGGUAGAGGUCGAGGCAGUCGUGGCAGGGGAAGAGCAAGAGGGAAUGGCCCAAUUGCAGUAGAUUACAAUGAUGGUGGUUAUGACAAUGGCGACCAUGGGUAUGUUAGAGGUGGUUGGGGCCGUGGUCGAGACCGUGGUUUCCGUGGCCGUGGCAGGGGAGGCUACGGUGGUCGGAACAGCUAUCAGCAAGGACCAGGUGGAUAUUAUGACGAAGGCCCUAUCCCUGUUCGAGGCCGAGGUCGAGGCCGGGGAAGGGGACAGUUCCGAGGACGAGCACGUGACUUUAAAGCAAAUGGACCGAUCCAUGCAGCUGCAGCAGGCGAGGCGUAACUGAAGCCGAAGUGUUGUCGAUCUAUCAAGUAUUAUUUCACUUUGCGGUGUGUUGGAUGCCUGCUCAUUGUUAGCCUGUUGUCAUUCCUCGGCUAAGUUCACCACUAAAGGUUAACUAUAGUUUGUAAAAGUCAUGUCUUUGUUUGCCAGACACCGGUUUCAUCGUCUCUAGGCUCAAGUGUUAUUUAUUUAUUUUUCUUUUCCUCUUCUUGAUUUUAACUAAUUGUAGAAUUGGACUAACCGAGCAGUACAUUCUUUUAUUUUUUUUUA